Messenger RNA from Ficedula albicollis (Collared flycatcher), 1145 nucleotides. RefSeq names its product myosin light chain 9 (gene MYL9). Gene Ontology annotation, biological process: myofibril assembly; platelet aggregation. Gene Ontology annotation, cellular component: stress fiber; cytoplasm; myofibril. The record is from RefSeq and is a predicted model, not a curated record. Lineage: Eukaryota; Metazoa; Chordata; Aves; Passeriformes; Muscicapidae. The transcript is spliced from 4 exons. The coding region runs from base 125 to 643 and encodes 172 amino acids. Gene Ontology annotation, molecular function: calcium ion binding.
GGAAUUUUUUUUUCCUCUCUCCCUGGCAGGCUCUGUGCGGUUGUAGGAGGAGUUUGCGGUCACCUCCCCCCUCCGAGGCGCUGCGGCCACAUUCCCCCAGCGAGGUACUCCCCCAGCCACCAAGAUGUCCAGCAAGCGUGCCAAAGCCAAGACCACCAAGAAGCGCCCCCAGCGCGCCACCUCCAAUGUCUUCGCCAUGUUCGACCAGUCGCAGAUCCAGGAGUUCAAGGAGGCCUUCAACAUGAUCGACCAGAACCGUGACGGCUUCAUCGACAAGGAGGAUCUGCACGACAUGCUGGCUUCCCUGGGGAAGAACCCCACUGACGAGUACCUGGAGGGGAUGAUGAGCGAGGCACCGGGGCCCAUCAACUUCACCAUGUUCCUCACCAUGUUCGGGGAGAAGCUGAACGGCACCGACCCCGAGGACGUGAUCCGCAACGCCUUCGCCUGCUUCGACGAGGAGGCCUCAGGCUUCAUCCACGAGGACCACCUGCGGGAGCUGCUGACCACCAUGGGGGACAGGUUCACCGACGAGGAGGUGGACGAGAUGUACCGGGAGGCGCCCAUCGACAAAAAGGGCAACUUCAACUACGUGGAGUUCACCCGCAUCCUGAAGCACGGGGCCAAGGACAAGGACGAUUAGAGCCCGGGGCCACUCCCCCCUCCUGCCUCAUCCUGUGCACUCCCUGCCCCGUGGCCCCCCUUGCUGCCCCACAGCAGAUUCCUCCCACGGGAAACACCUCCCAGGAGCAUCACCCUGCGUCAGGACACGCUUGGAGGGGACACACUCCCACCACUGCCGCUGUGUGCCCGUCCUCUCUCAUCACUUCUCCCACCCACUGGGUGCCCCAGCCUGGCUGUGACCCCUCCCCAGCAGCCCUUGACCCCCUCAAAGCCACCAUGCUACUGGUCCCAGGGCUGGGGUGAGCAUCCCCUGCUGACCUGCAGGGAUUUGGGCCACUCCAGCCUGAGCCAGUCCCAUUCAGGCACAGAGGAAAAGCCUCUCUCUCUCCUCCCACAUUCCCCCUUUCAGUAAAGAGCCCCCACUUUGUUCCUCCUCCCUGGCUGUUUUAUGGCUUUAGAGCCUGAGAUCUGAGGCAUUUGGGAAGCUGCAGGGGUGCAUAAAGCCUGAUGGCUGUGACAGA